UACUAAAUUUCGUGGAAGAAAAAAUAAAACACGUUAGGACCUACACUUAACGCGAUGACGGAAAAAGCACGGAAAUUGCCUUUCAUUUUGGGAAAGUUGAAGAUGGUGCAUAGUAUCUCCUAGUAGAUUUUUACAUCCAAUUUACGUCCAUAAUGGCGGGUGCCAGUGGGAAAACGGGUUUAUCACAUCAUGCCCUACUCAGCUCUCAGAUUGAAGAAAAAUUUUCGACGAAUCAACAAACACAGAAAAUUUACGACCAGAAAGAUACAUGGCGGCAGGAAAUGGAACUUAUCAUCCAAGAGCUGUACCCCAGCUGUUGCCUUGUGAUGUGUGGUUCGUCUGCGAACGGAUUUGGAAGCAUCGAUAGCGACAUUGAUUUGACUCUAAUGCUGGGCAUCGAAGGCAGAACUGCCGUCACAAGAGACACGUAUACGCUUAGGAGAAUCGAAUCGCUUUUCAGUCGCAAGCCUCGCCGCUUUGAAACAGAGGUUGUUUCAAAUGCCAAAGACCCCAUAAUUAUCCUCAAGGAUAAAGAGAACUCGUUUGAAACGGACAUCACUUUGGAGAAUUCGAGCAGCUUGACGAACGCCUUCCUAUUAAAAUGCUACUCUGAGUGUGACUUAAGAGUGAAGCCGUUGACAAUUGUGAUCAAACUAUGGGCGAAAAAGGCUCAAAUUAUCGGAGCCAAGUUUAAGAGGCUUCCAGGUUUUGCUAUCGUUCUCAUGGUCAUCCACUUCCUACAAGCCGGUUGUGCUCCCCCAGUCCUGCCUGUACUGCAUAAAGACUUCCCAGAACUUAUCAAAGACACGUCAAAAAACGAAGUAAUUCACCAACUAACCGAUGAAAUUCCACUUCAAAUCCAGACGUACAAGUCAAAAAACGAGAAGAGUCUUGGAGAAUUGUUAAUGGCGUUUUUCCGGUAUUAUUCUGCUUUCCAGUGGGCAGAAACCAUUUCUGUUCGUACGGGAAACACGGAACCCACCAAAAUGCAUUCUAAGGUUUGGCGGGGGCCUAAAAUCAGAAUCGAGGACCCCACGGACGGAGGAAAUGUAACCAGAGCCGUGUUUGACGAGUAUGAAGCCAGGCGCAUUAAACAGUCUUUCAAGACUGCGUCAAACAAUUUGAAUAGAAAUUCGUCUUUGGAAAGUAUUCUUUGAUUUACAUCUCAUCAGAUAAAUAAGUACACUUUGAGAUAAACUACUCAAUCACAACGAAAUCAAUUUCGACUCGAAACAUAAUUGCUAUUCAUAUUAUUAUGAUUAAUUCAAUUGAAAUUUUGUAAUAUAUAGCAACAGUCUUGUUGCUAUAUAUUAUAUAAUAUAAUCACAUAUGUUAUUUAUCUAGCACCCAUUAAUUUACGCUUACUCUUUUCGUUUUUUCACUACUGUUUUGCCUUAUGUAAAUCCCGCCGCCCCAUAUACUUCAUGUUUCACGCCCCUUCUAGCAGUUUGUGUUUUUUUCCUUCUCUCUAAAUCCCGAUUGUGUCGUCCUUCCAGUAUUUCCCUCAUCAUUUGGUAAGUUUUGUCUCGUUGUAUCUCUAUAAUUAAUUUUUCCGUCUUACUUUAGUAUCUUUUUGUAAAUGCUGAGUAAACGUGUUUAGUUGAAGCGGGCCAGUGCCUCUUCACUUGUAUUUGGUAUGUCUGACCUCACUGAAGUAACUUGAGUAAGUUCCUAUGAUUACAUAAGGGAGACGAAUAAAGUCUGGGCAAUUCA
Molecule: messenger RNA, 1713 nt
Organism: Pocillopora damicornis (cauliflower coral)
Lineage: Eukaryota; Metazoa; Cnidaria; Anthozoa; Scleractinia; Pocilloporidae
Product: poly(A) RNA polymerase GLD2-B
Biological process (GO): RNA 3'-end processing
Molecular function (GO): poly(A) RNA polymerase activity
Source: RefSeq, a predicted model, not a curated record